GAAUGCAGCGGGGGCAGUCGGGGCGCGCGCAGUCUUGAGAGUGGAGCCGAGGGACGAGAGGGUGGAGCGGAGUGCGUGGCGGGCGGGACCCCCGAAGCUCGUUCGCUCGCUCGAGGAGUCGCCUCGAAGCCCGCGCGCGCGCUGGCCUCCCGCGCGCCGACCUGGGCUGAACUAACAAGCUCGGCUUUGGAGAAGGGGCUGGAGCCCCGCCACCGGCGCCUUGGGGCAACGGCCGUCGAGCAGCUGGUGCUGGCCGCCCGAGCCGGGAGGGCGACUCUCGCCGGGCGGGGAUGGUGGACGAGCUGGCUGGGACUCGCCUGUGCGCGGCCGCCACUCGGCCCGGCACUGCCCGCCAGGGGGCGACGCCGCGCGGGGUCCGCAGCCGGCGACCCGCAGCGAAGAGGCGGCGGCGGGGGCCGUAGGGGAGCCGGCCGAGCAUCCAGGGAACUCCUCCGGCCCCCAGAGUCUUCCGAGUCCGCCUUCCGAGGAGUUUGGAAACGAGCGUCCCACGUUUGCUAUGUUGCCCUUUGGAGACAAAACGAGAGAAAUGGUCAACGCAUGGUUUUCAGAGAGAGUUCACAACAUCCCUGUAUGCAAGGAAGGCAUCCGAGCCCACACGGAGUCGUGCUCCUGCCCCUCACAGCAGAGUCCUCAUGCGGACAAUACCAACCCUGGAGCACCAGCCAGAAAAAUCUCUGCCUCUGAAUUUGACCGGCCUCUUAGACCCAUUGUUGUCAAGGAUUCUGAGGGAACUGUGAGCUUUCUCUCUGACUCAGGAAAAAAGGAACAGAUGCCACUAACCCCCCCAAGAUUCGAUAGUGACGAAGGGGACCAAUGCUCCAGACUCUUGGAAUUAGUAAAAGAUAUUUCCAGUCAUUUGGAUGUCACAGCCUUAUGUCACAAAAUUUUCUUGCACAUCCACGGACUCAUCUCCGCCGAUCGCUAUUCCCUAUUCCUUGUUUGUGAGGACAGCUCCAAAGACAAAUUUCUUAUCAGCCGCCUCUUUGAUGUCGCUGAAGGUUCGACACUGGAGGAAGCUUCCAAUAACUGCAUCCGCUUGGAGUGGAACAAAGGCAUUGUGGGACACGUGGCAGCUUUUGGUGAACCCUUGAAUAUCAAAGAUGCCUAUGAGGAUCCUCGGUUCAAUGCCGAAGUUGACCAAAUUACAGGCUACAGAACACAGAGUAUCCUUUGUAUGCCAAUUAAAAACCACAGAGAAGAGGUUGUUGGUGUAGCCCAGGCCAUCAACAAGAAAUCAGGAAAUGGUGGGACAUUCACUGAGAAGGAUGAAAAGGACUUUGCUGCCUAUUUGGCAUUUUGCGGUAUUGUCCUUCACAAUGCUCAGCUCUAUGAAACGUCACUGCUGGAGAAUAAAAGAAAUCAGGUAUUGCUUGACCUUGCUAGCUUAAUUUUCGAAGAGCAGCAGUCAUUAGAAGUAAUUCUGAAGAAGAUAGCUGCCACCAUUAUCUCCUUCAUGCAGGUGCAGAAGUGCACCAUAUUCAUUGUGGAUGAAGACUGCUCUGACUCUUUCUCUAGUGUGUUCCACAUGGAGUGUGAGGAAUUAGGAAAAUCAUCUGAUACUUUAACAAGGGAGCACGAUGCAAACAAAAUCAAUUACAUGUAUGCUCAGUAUGUCAAGAACACAAUGGAGCCACUUAAUAUCCCUGAUGUCGCUAAGGACAAACGAUUUCCCUGGACAAAUGAACACACAGGGCAUGUAAACACACACUGCACUGGAAGCUUGCUUUGCACACCUAUAAAGAAUGGAAAGAAGAACAAAGUCAUAGGAGUUUGCCAACUUGUCAAUAAGAUGGAGGAGAAUACUGGCAAGAUUAAACCUUUCAACCAAAAUGACGAACAGUUCCUGGAAGCUUUUGUUAUCUUCUGUGGCUUGGGGAUCCAGAACACACAGAUGUAUGAAGCGGUGGAGAGAGCCAUGGCCAAGCAAAUGGUGACAUUAGAGGUCCUGUCCUAUCAUGCGUCAGCAGCAGAGGAAGAAACAAGAGAGCUCCAGGCUUUGGCGGCUGCUGUGGUGCCAUCUGCCCAAACCCUUAAAAUUACUGACUUCAGCUUCAGUGACUUUGAGCUGUCUGAUGUGGAAACAGCACUGUGUACAAUUCGUAUGUUCACUGACCUCAACCUUGUGCAGAACUUCCAGAUGAAACACGAGGUUCUCUGCAGAUGGAUUUUAAGUGUUAAGAAGAAUUACCGGAAGAAUGUUGCCUAUCACAAUUGGAGGCAUGCCUUUAACACGGCACAGUGCAUGUUUGCUGCUCUAAAAGCAGGCAAGAUUCAGAACAAGUUGACGGAUCUAGAGACACUUGCCCUGCUGAUUGCUGCUCUAAGCCAUGAUUUGGAUCAUCGUGGUGUGAACAACUCAUACAUACAGCGAAGUGAACACCCGCUGGCCCAGCUGUACUGCCACUCCAUCAUGGAACACCAUCAUUUUGAUCAGUGCUUGAUGAUUCUAAAUAGCCCAGGCAACCAGAUUCUCAGUGGCCUCUCCAUUGAAGAAUAUAAGACCACACUGAAAAUAAUCAAGCAAGCAAUUUUAGCUACAGACCUAGCACUGUACAUUAAGAGACGAGGAGAAUUUUUUGAACUUAUAAGAAAAAAUCAAUUCAGUUUUGAAGAUCCUCUUCAAAAGGAGUUAUUUCUAGCAAUGCUGAUGACUGCCUGUGAUCUCUCCGCGAUUACCAAGCCCUGGCCUAUUCAACAACGGAUAGCAGAACUCGUGGCAGCUGAAUUCUUCGAUCAAGGAGAUAGGGAGAGAAAAGAACUCAACAUUGAGCCUGCUGAUCUAAUGAACAGGGAGAAGAAAAAUAAAAUCCCAAGUAUGCAAGUUGGGUUCAUAGACGCCAUCUGCUUGCAGCUGUAUGAGGCCCUGACCCAUGUUUCAGAGGACUGUUUGCCCUUGCUGGAUGGUUGCAGGAAGAACAGACAGAAAUGGCAGGCCCUUGCAGAGCAGCAGGAGAAGACGCUCAUUAAUGGGGAAAGCAGCCAGGCCAAGUGAGGCUGACAGUGUGUCCCCAUGCGAACUGCCCUGGGCCGGGUUUCUCCAUACACUAUGCAUAUUUGUGUGCACUUUGCCACUGCUGUAUUUUGGUUUUGCACAACUUUUGAGGGCAUAGCAUGAACUGUUUUAGGAAUUGCUACCUACUUUCUGUACUUUUGUUUUAUGCCACUGGAGUGAAAUGAGGAGUCAUAUUCACUUACAACACGUUGAUAAGAAUGGCGUCAAUGGCCUUCCUACACUCAGUUUGAUUUUGCUUGGAUAUUUAUAAAUAACUGCCUUUGUGUUUCUGAGUCACCGGUCUUUCAAACAUGUUCUCAAAAGUAGGUUAGAGGCAAACUGAUUAUGUUCUGGGACAUUUAAAGCCACCAUUAGAUGAAUGUUGACUGGGUAGAUUAUAGGAAGAAAUGAAUAUGAAUUUGAAGAGUCUUAACGUAGUUAAGGUGUUGAGAAACAAGAAAAUGCGGUACCUAACUGCUCUGCUCUUUCUGCGAUGGGGGCUACCUGUAGUACAUCCCAUCUGUGUGGCAGAGCAAACAGCACUACAGCCAAUCCAUGUAACAAUCUCAGACCCCCACUAAAGCCCAGGCCAGAUACCUGCCCCAAUUGACCUACCCAAGAGAGGGUGUGUGCCAGACAUAGGAGGGCCCGGAAUAGCCCUCAGCCAAGAGAAAUAUCUCACUGGAAGAUCUUUCUGACAAUCUGCAUUUUAAAUACUGAAAACUUUAAAAACUAUUUCUUAACUUUUCAUUGCCUUAACACAACAACCAGGUUUCAAGGGAAAAGUGGUCCCAGGAGCACUUGCCUGAAAUCAGACGUGACUACAGUAAGAAAGUGCAAAAGUUCGCCUUUAUUCCUCUCUCAAAUUUACAGGAAAAGAAAAUAAUUAGAUGAGUAGCAGAGGUUUGUCUCUAAAAGGAAGCUCAGACAAUGAGUUCAAAGGGACAGCGUGUGCAGUCUUCUGUCUGAAUGAAACAGCCUUCAGUGUUGCGAGCAGAUAGUGAAUCACACCUACCAGCUGGGUUAGGGAGGAAUAUCUGUCCCAAAUGUGCAGGAUUGUUUGCAUUUGAGGAGAAUUAGAGGGAUUUGAUUCAUUAACUUCCACACUUUCCCCGGCUCCUCCCAAAGUGGGAGAAGUAAUUGACCUGGGUUUCUAACAUUAACUUGGAUUAAAAUGGUUUCUUUUUCCUUUUCUCUUUGCUUAAACUUCAACGUGUUCACUUCAGAUCCUGUGUAUGUACAUUUUAUUGUGGCUUUGUUCUUACCGAGACGAGAAAAGGCAAAGCAAGUUAUACAUUACUGUUUUGUAUUGGUGAAGGCUAAUCCAGGGAGUUGUCACCAAUGCUGAUUGUAUUAUUGUUGUAAUACUUGUAUUUUCAGAGUAUUAUUUUAUUUGUGUUUCAUGUUAUAUAGAUGAAAUCUGUAAGGUUGCCUCUAAUGCACUGGUGUGUAAAUUACACAGACUGUCACUAACAAUAGUCAUAUCAGCAUACUGUAUACACCCAUGCACGCACGCACGCACGCACGCCUACAUAUUCUUGAGUGUAGACACGUGUUUAGAGAACACUCUCCUAACCCAGCACUGAACCCCACUCGUUGUGACUGAGCAGUUAUGCUGAAAUGCAGUCAUAUACAUUUGUAGCUUAAGUUGCUGAGAAUAUUUUUAAAGAUGACAUUAUUUGUGAAGGAUUUGUCUGCCAUGUUAACAAGCAAGAAGUCAGAGUGGAAAUUAUUUGGUUUGCUUUAGGUAAUGGUUUAUUUUAUCUACUAGGAUAGGUAUUAAAAUAGGAGGAGUAGUGCCAUGACUAUGUUAUGUUAUAUUAUUGCUGGAUAUUUUAGUUCAUACACAGGAGAGUACUAUUUUAUUCAAAUAAUUUUUAUUUUAUAGGAAAACCAUUCCAUACAUGGAUUUCUUGUCUGUGGUACAAGAACACAAAUCACAGUUUUUGUUCUGAAUGUGAAUAUUGCCUUUCUAGUAGCCUCUCAAGUUGGAAUAUAUUUAUUAUAUUAUAUAUAUUAUUAUGAUCUCUCCCUUACACUGCCAUGUAUUGAUAUUGCCCAUAAUGAACAAGAUAUUAUUCUUGUCCUAGACCAUUUGUUUGGUUAAUUGCUUGACUGGUUGCAGAAAAAUAAUAUGAUAACAUUUAAUUUUAAUUUUUAGCCAGAAAAAUUCCUGUUUCUGUAACUUGUCUCUAAAGUUUUCUGCUCUUAUAUGUUUAGAAGAUCUGCCUUUGCCGGUCAUGAUGCUGUGUGAAUGUGUGUAAGUCAAUUAACCUCUGGACCUAAGGAAGCUGUGUUCCUAAUGUAGUUAGGUUUGGACAAAACCUGUGUUCAAGGGAAGCGUCACAGGAGGCAGCUAGCUCCUAAGCCUUUCUUACCGGCCUUUGAGACCACUGUUAGAAACGGGGAAUUGAAGCAGAGAAGUGAUCUCAUCCCACAGGUCAUUUCUUACGUUGAGUUCUUUAGAUGGGAAGCAAGUACAUUUAAUCCAUUCCACACAGCCCUGGCUCGGAGCAUAAACCGAGGAUGCUGCUUUGUUACUGGUUGAUUAAGUACAAAGAAGAGUCUCUGUUAGUAGCAGCAUGGAGAUAAGGGUGGAUAUGAAAAUGUACUAGAAAUAUUGAUUUCUUGGAGGAACUUGAAUCCCAGACAAUUAUUUGCCUACCAGUAAAGUGCCUUUACUCUCAGAGUGUUGCAGAAGUGUUUGGCUUGGCACCUAUUGCAUUUCCAAAUUUCCUGGGGUUUUCAUUCCGAAACCGUAACAGGUAAGCAGAGAGGCCUUUUUCUUUAGCCAGAUUUAAGAUGACAGAAGACAAAGUGUUCCCUUGCUCUCCUGUAAACAGCUGUUUCAAAUAAGGUGGUAGAACUUAUUUACUUGGUAUCAGCCGUGCAUCAGGCCACCUUUUAUUAAAUCCUCUCCAUAUGUUAUUAAUCCUGUCCAUCUGUUAGGUACAGUGCUCAGUGGCUGAAACAGAGCAGUAACUUCACGGAGCUCACGGGCUAUACAGGAAAUGACUAAGAGCACCAUUUCUCAUCCCACCUUGUAUAGAGGGCAUCCCCUCAUCUGUAACAUACAUACUGUGCACUUUCAUCCAGAAUUUCUUCUAUGUCUGUGAACACCCUGUCUCCCUGUCAGCAUGGAUCCUUUAACCUGCCGAUAGCCUGAAGAACGCCUGUGUAAGGAAGGAGUCUUCCAUGACAGAUCAUGUUUCCAUAUUCCAGUCAGGCAGAGAGGAGUCAGAGUUGGCCUGAAUCUCCUCUGCCCUUUCACAGAGAGCAAAGAAGGGAGAAUUAGAGCUUACCUCACCUGCCUCAUUAUUAUCAAAAAGCCUGUGUAGCCAUGUCUUGAAUGCUGUUGGAAGUGAUGUAAAUAGCUGAAAAUAUAAAUUUCUAUUGCUGUUCAAGAACUCGAAUGAACUGUCACUCACCACUAUUGAUAUCUAUUUGUAUUCUUAAUGCCUUUUCAAUGUAUCUGAACAAAUAUAUAGUUUCUGGCACUAUUUUUAUACUAGCAUAAAGGAGUUACUAUGUAAAUUAUGUUUUGUUGUGAAGCCGUUUAAAAUAAUUGAAAUGUCGGUUUCUUUUCCAUCCUCUCACCACACCGAAAACCCUUUCCGGCCAUCCUUCUGUGAGGGGAGAGGGUGUCACUCUCCGGAAGCGCUUGCCCACCACCUCUGGUCCCUGUGAGGUCAGACACGAUCAAGGUGGUUUUCCAUGGUGCAAAGUCAUCGCACGUCAGCUGUUUUAUCAUUGUGCAGUGCUGUAAAAAUAAAACGAACAAACGGGAA
Mesocricetus auratus (golden hamster) is the source of this 6801-nucleotide messenger RNA. It is a transcript of the gene Pde5a, whose product is annotated as phosphodiesterase 5A. Gene Ontology annotation, biological process: signal transduction. Gene Ontology annotation, molecular function: 3',5'-cyclic-GMP phosphodiesterase activity; protein binding. The record is from RefSeq and is a predicted model, not a curated record. The transcript is spliced from 21 exons. NCBI's taxonomy places the organism in Eukaryota, Metazoa, Chordata, Mammalia, Rodentia, Cricetidae. The coding region runs from base 518 to 3013 and encodes 831 amino acids.